AUGUUGCAUCACCCUUUGAUUUCUGUGGACAGUCUUAUGCCAGCUAUGCUUGAAUUUCGGGCUAAAAGCAAAACGGGAAAAGAUAUUUGCCAAUGGAAGCCUAAGUACAGGCACCGAUGUGCGUCACAUCAGAAAUUAGAGCCACGAACGGAAGGUUCCUACAGUGUUGACUUUGUUCUUUUAAAAAAACAAGCUAGAAGCGCGUCCCCGUCACUCCGAGCAGAGUCCCGGCGGGAGCCUCGGACCGGACCGCCAGGCCCUGUUGCCGGAGCAGCCGGCCGCCUACCACCUGGAGGCCCGCCCGGGGGACUUCGCCCGCACAGCCACAGGACCGUCGCCGCCGCGCCCCCGCCGCCGCCCUACACCCACCCGGUCACAAGGAUACCUACCCGCCGUCCCAGGGUCUACGUUUCUAUCCACCGUCGAAAUGUCACCAGGUACCCUGCCCAUUCCAUUGUCGUUGGAGGCCACCCCAGUCUGCAGAGUCGGGUUUGGGAGGACUUCUUCACCUUCCUGGCCAUCUUCCUGGGCAUCAUUUUGUUCCCAUUUGGGUUCGUCUGCUGUUCUGCCUCCAGGAAGCAAAGAUACUCCAAAGGCGGAGCAAACCUUACUUUAAAGGGAACGAUACACCUGACUUUCCUACAUCCUGACAUCUUUUCGUAAUGUAAAUGUGUACAACAGCUUUGUUUGAUUAAACUUUCAGGAUUGUUUUGUAAAGUGAGGUGGGAUAGAUCUGGCUAGUGUGAGCUGAGGUUUCGUGAGCACAGGAGUCAUAGCCGUGGACACGCAGCAACACUGCUCCCAGGGUAAAUGACAACCCAAUAAAACACUGCUUUUAUUUUUUGCAGUGUUCAAUUUGAGAAAGGUGAGAAAUAACGUUUUAAAUAAACGAGAUUCAUACCAUUGU
Messenger RNA from Herpailurus yagouaroundi (jaguarundi), 907 nucleotides. RefSeq lists its product as uncharacterized. The record is from RefSeq and is a predicted model, not a curated record. NCBI's taxonomy places the organism in Eukaryota, Metazoa, Chordata, Mammalia, Carnivora, Felidae. Bases 1 to 663 code for a protein of 220 amino acids. The transcript is spliced from 2 exons.